Molecule: messenger RNA, 17496 nt
Organism: Xyrichtys novacula (pearly razorfish)
Lineage: Eukaryota; Metazoa; Chordata; Actinopteri; Labriformes; Labridae
Source: the annotation of a GenBank genome assembly
AGUAGAGCCGCAGGAGAGAGAUACAGAGGAGACAGACAGAGGAGGAGAGUACGCACAGCUCCAUCUCUGCCUGGAGAUGAGAGAUAAUUUUAUUUAACACUGAACAACAGAGCAACAGGAUCUUCCUCCUCGGCGCCGCCAUGUAUUUUGGUGAGUAAACGAGGCGUUUUCAUCUUGAAAGAGUUCCUUUGUGGUUCAUAAUAGCGCAGCAGACUCACUUGUUGCUAUGUUGAGAUGGAUGUGGGCUUUGCGGAGUCAAUCACCUGCUUAGAAAGACGGAUAGAGGAGGCGAGAGGGAGUCUAUCAGGUGCAGUAAAAGCAUGCAUCUUAGUCUCUUUAUGAUGGCUUAGAGAGUUUGACUUAUGCGUAACUCCCUUUUAAUCCUCAUGAAAGAAAGAGACAGUGGAAAGAAUUCCUAAAUGAAGAGGGGCAUCAAAAAAUCGCAAAUUGGCCCUGCAAUAAACACAGUUCUUUUUCAUGCUUUAAAUGCCAUUUGCUGUUUUCUGACAUAUUUUUUCCCGAAUAAACUAAGACAAAUUAUUGCGAUACUGCAGCCUGAGAUACUGCAAAAGGGGGCACUACAAGGCUUUACGUUUGCAUAAGUUUCCUCACAUUUAGGACAUGAAAUGUUACAAACAGUCUCUCUGUUCAGUGGUUUUUUCUCCUGACUUGAUGGUAUGACUUCACCUCCGCUGGAAGUUCCAAAAGUUUCAAAACAUGACCUGUCGCGGCACGUUAAAUGCGCGUUCAUGCGAAUUUGACUGUAGUAUAAACUGACGGCAGGCUUUUUUUUCCAGUAUGAUGGUUCAUUAGUGAUUGGCGCAGGCGCAUUAGUGAACUGGCAUUUCACCGGAGCCAUGUGAAGUUAUUUUCUCUUGAUUUGGUGCCUCUCCAUGCAGCACAGUAGGAAGAUGCGCGCUGCAGGGUGUGACUGUGCCAAAUCCAGUGAUGAUCUGCAGCCUGGUCCCAAGAUUGACCUUGUUUCACGCGCCGAAGUGCCAGGCAGCUUACUCAGACAUUUCGGGCCACUUGUGCAAGAGUGUGUAUUCAUGUGCUCUUUUUCCAAGCCCCAGCCAGCAAAAAAAAAAAAGAAAGAAAAAAAAAAUAUCACACACACACAACGUCUAUUCUCUGAUCAUGGCAGAAAUUAUGGCCACAACCGUAGUGCUGUAACACCAUACAGACAGCGGGCUUCUCAAGGAAUCCAGUCAAAUACUUGCAGCUUCCUGGUAUUUUAGGUGUCCAAAACGCAGAUCGUGACUUUGCGCACAAUCAAACCACAAUUACGCGCACGAUCUGCUUUUUAGAUUGUGCACAACAACAAGCACAUACACGCAGCAAUACAGUUCCCAGAAACCUAAGAGCAGAUGUCCACUUCAUUUCAGUAAAAUCACAACACGUGUUUGAAAGACUGUCAAAUAAGUCAAACAUCAAGGAGAUGCAAAAAUGCGGCGAGGUCACCGGGUCAGGACUAUCUCUACUUCGAAUAGUCAGAACUAAGCCAGUGCACGCAAGCGACGAUAAGCGUGUACGUUUCCAAGGGCAACCCUCUGCUGAUGUUUGGAGCGCAUGCGAUUUUAAGUGUGACACGCCACAGUUCGUGCGCACACAGACACGUCCACACAGGGUUCAGGCUGGUUAAAGGCAAUCACACUGAUGGCUGAGCGGAAGGGUGUGUUGUGAUUUCGAGUAUGAUGAUUACUCGUGUGAGCUGGUCCUGAACCAGUCUGUAAUCAAGCCCAGAGAACACGCAGAGGAGAAAACAAGCGAGUCCAAUCAGGAGUCAGCAACACAAACACUGAGUCUGUGAAACAGCACGUCGUGGCCUCCUUGAACCAGGACAGAGAGAGAGGGGGAGAGAGAGAGGAAGAGAGAGAGAGAGAGAGAGAGAGAGAGAGAGAGAGAGAGAGACGCUGUAGGAGCUAAAUCCUGAACACCUGUAAAGACAGUAUAUCAUAGGUGAACAGCUACCUCAUGUAACCACAUGAAAGUUUUUAUGAGCAAACUAUCAACUGGUUCAUGCUUUUAAAACAAACCGGGAAGCAUCUCUGAGAGUUUAUUUUAUGUUUUAGUCCUUGUUUUGAGCAGAUGUUUAAAUGAUCCUGGCUCCAGCUGCUGAAAUAAGAUAUAUUCCAUUAUAGCACCUGUAAGGAGUUUUUAUCCACUGGUGUAACAAGCUAAAAUUAGUACAGAUGACUACCCUUUGACCUAAAAAAAGAACGAUGGCAUCAAGAAAAGCUUAUUGACCAUUUCUACGCAGUUAUUUUUCAAGUCCUUUCACGAAACAACUGGCAGUGGGGGUUAACUGUCAGACUGAGUGAGUAGCUUUAAGCUGCUGAUUCAGCCUUUUGUUUCAUUGCAGAGACUCUUGAUAAGUGAUACAUCUGAUGAUUCAAAGACUGCAAGAUGACAUUUAAUUGUGAAGAGAUACAAUUUACUCAUCAACAGGAUAAAAUCAGCAAAUACCACUUUGUCCACAAAGGGCGCCAGAAUUAAUGCAAAUCAAAACCUCCUCACUGGAGCUUUAAGAAAACUGCUUUUGUAACAAUUUUAUUGUAUAUUUUCACAUUUUGACAUGUGAAGGAAAGAAGUUUUAGGCAUUAGACCCUGUAAUUAAUGAUGAUAAAUUGGUUGUUGCUUUAAGAGGGCUGAUUUCAGGUGCAAGAACUAGAGUGAUUACUCACACUGAUGCAGUUAUCAUUAAAGGUGAGGGAAGCACUUUUUCAAUUACAAGAAUUUACAUAAUUAUUGGCAGAAAAAUGCUGAAAAAAAAAACUUUGCACUAUUUUAGCCUCUGUAUCUUUUCUCCAGUGAUGUCCUGUAUCACACUUCUGGACCAAAGUAGCUUCUGCUCUGCCAGAUUUGUUUCAGUGCCUGUGUAUAUUCCAUAGACUGAUAUAUAAUGGACAGAGUCUGCCUCCUCACUGGGUGAAGCCACCCUGAGAACAGGACCCUCUGUUGACAGGCUGCAGUAUAGGUCAUAAAUCCCGCCUCCGCCAGCAAAGCUUGUGGAGCUUUUCCGUGAAGCUCUGUUUUUAAAAGUUAUUAGGGGGUUCAUGUUUUCUUUGAUUGACACCUGAUACAGCCUAUUGGCAUUCAGAGAUUGCGUCACUCACCCGGGGGAUACGCUGUUUGAGCUGAGCGUCAUCACAGCGACUCUCCCGCUGAAUGCGCACAAUGCUACUGUGCGCUGGUUUCAGGAAAUGAAGAAAAACCCUGGAAAUACAGAGAGCUUUUUGGCUUCAAGUCUGUAUACAGGCGGGAGGCGGAACCAAGUUGUCCAUAGUAUAAACAGGCUAUGGUAUGUUCGUGUCACGUAAACACAUCAUCUUCACUGUCCUAAAAGCUGCUCAGAGUUGAUUGUAGUUAGAUGGAAACCUUGUCACUCUCUCAACACUAAACUCUAGUUUUCCUCAUUUCUUGCUGUUAUUUUUCAGGAAUUAUCUACUGCUGGAGUUUUUGAAGCUCACCUGCAUAAUUGGCACUUUGAGGCAGCAUGAAAGUCUUUAAGAUGAUUACUUCCUAUUUACCCCACAUCCAUGUAUAUUAAAUAAACUUAAGUAUCCUCAUGUGUGUAUGAUCUGUAUCGGUUUCUCUCUUAUUUGUUGUUGCAUUGACAGAGAAUCUGAAACCAGAUCAACUUUGUUAGUGUAUAAUAUUUCAGUGUAAUAGCGGUCACAGGUGGCUUUUAAUUUUUAUCUAUUUAUGUUUCUUUAUUUAAAUUGAAUUAAUUGUUUUCUAGUUCUUUAAAUGUGUACUUCAUUUGUUUUUCUAUGUUAAUUAAUGUAGAGAGAAAAUUAGAGCCACAUAACUGUUUUAUUAAUAACGAUUAUUUUAAUAUGAAGUCAUUUUCUUACAUGAAUGAAGUCAUAGUUAAAUCAUAAAAUAACAACUUAAUUCUUAAAAUAUUAUGAUGUUACUCCAACUUAAUUCUUGUGAGAAACUGUGAUGAGACCUAUGUUUUUUUAAACUUUAAAAUCUUCCAUGUUACCCUAAUAUGAGAUAGACUGAUUCAUAAAGUCAAGUAAUUGCCUUUAGACAUAACCAGCAUCAUAUUAGUAUUGGCCCUAACAAAGCUGAUAACACUAUUAUCUUUUCUAAAAUAAAACACUACUCUCCAUUACUAAUAACAUCAUAUUUAACACAAACAUGACAGUUUUUUAAAUUAUAACUCAACUAGAUUUAUAUUUUCUCUUUUUUAACAGCCUUCAGCCAACCUGCUCUCUCAUAAUUGGCAUCAGUAUCGACCAUUAAAACUGAUAUUGGUCAAGUACCCCAACAUAUUAAUGCGCGUUUUGCUUUGUAUAUAAAAAAAUAUGAUAAAAAUUUAAAUACUUUUUUCUUCUUCUUUUAUUUGUUGAAUAUGACACAUUGCUUUUGCAAACAUGAGACAUGACCUAACAGGAGUAUUAGGUAAAAGCAGCUCAGGGUUGUUCUUCAGUCCAUUAUUCAACUGUGAAUUUAAGAACCACGUGUCUUUCUUUACUGACUUUGCUGGAGUUAUAUUUGAUCAACUGAUUCAUCGAUAAGAAUUGAGAGUGAAAAGCAUCUAAAGUGGCUAAGAUGCAAGGAAAAUGCACACUGAGGAAAUGUCAUCAAUCAGAAAAGCUCCUUUGUCUCUCCAUCUCGUCGACCGUUAAAAAAUAACUCACUUCUAGGUAGCCACUCCUCCCUAUAUUCACAUUUCUAAAAUGUUUUGUCUUUUUUCUGCCAUGCUGUCUCUAAGGUAAUGUGUGUCAAAGCGCUCUGCCUCCGCUCACUCGUCCCAACCUCGGCAGGACCCUGACCUCCUCUGACGCCAAGCCCCUCCUCCCCUUCCACCUGCUGCCUGGAUUCAAUGACGUGAGUGCUUUCAGUUCUUAUAAUUGUCUCAGGCGGUGGACUGUACCCUGCUGCCUUUAAAAAUACCCUAAAAACCAUGAUUGUGCUGAUGUUUGCAGCAAGUGGCGGAGUUUAUUUCAUGCUACAGUUUCAAUCCCCAGAUGCAUGAGCUAAAGCUGCCCACACCUUUCCAAAUAUAUCACCUCUGAUGCACAGAGCUGUGACAUUUCCACUCUACCCGGGGGGUGGAGCUGAUUCCUUGGCAUUCCUCACACAGCUCCUCUUGAAGCUGUCUGUCCCCAGUGGAUGUGGGGGGUGAAGGCGGAGAGCUGAAGUCUAAACCCCGUUAGGAAGGAUGUGUCAGGUGUAGCGGAGGGCUGAUGUUUGGCUUACACAAGAAGCCUGCUGCUUGUCUUAAUAUCAUCCAGGAGAAGGGAUAAACGGAAUCAUUUGAAGGGUUUUGCUUUUACAAAAGCACAUUGCAAAAAAAAUUACAAAAAAUAAGAUAUAUGAUGUGGAAAAGUCCUACAUUAAAUUACCAGUAGAGAUGAAUGACGACAUGGAAGUUUAAUAUGUUUAUAAGUAAAGUUUUUGCAGUAUUGUUUGAUUUGGACUUUGCUCCAGGACGCCCCGCCCACAAACAGACGCUCCUGCUCGCUCGUAUCGUUCCAAUUAAAUUCAGAUAUAAUGCAGAUAAAAACUUUAGAUAAUUACAAAUGGGGCCCAGUCAACGUGAAAGUAAACAGCAUUGGUGCUACUGUAGAUGCCAUCGGACUACCAGCAAACACAAUGUUUACAGGACUUCUACAACUAGGAUAAAGUGACAUACUCCAGGACCCGAGGUAAACAGUUUAGCAGCACUACAACACGCAGUAGGUCCGGUUUGACAAGAAACACUUCUGUUACACUUGGCUUACUUUGUUAAAACGGUUUACCUGUCCAGCAGAAAGGUUACAGGGUCCGUAUGAUCCUGAAGCACCCCAUCAUUGUUGACCCAGCUUCUUAGCUCUUGUCCGGUUAACCUCCGUUUUAAGCACCUGUUAUUCUGCCAGAGUCUCCGGUAUUUAGUUUGUUUUCUUGCUUGUGUUGGCAGUCGUGGCCAAAGGAGGAUUCAGACAAUUUUCCGUACUUUCUGGUUGGUUUCUACUGUCCGAUAUUGUAGCAUGCUAACUUUGAGCAGUGUCUGCCUCACAACAUGAGGGAGCAGCAUCUGCCUCACAACCAAUCAGCACUAAGGAGCAGCGUCCGCCUCACAACCAAUCAGGAUGGGGGAGGCGGGGAAUGGCUUUGUUUACAGUCAGAAAGAGCGGAGUGCUCUGAAAUUUUAAAAUGUUGACCACACAGACAUAACAAAACACAGAGAUAUUGUGAUAUUCCCAAAGGUCGUCAAUAACUAAUAGCUAUUGAGUGAUAUUAAAAGCUUUUUUGUAUAUACACCACAAAAAAAGAUGCUUCUUUAAUGGAAACCUGCCUACCCCACCUUUAAGCUUCAUCUUUCAACAGUAAAAGGUAUAAAAACCUGUCAGUCACAUCCCAGCCUCUGCACAGCUACACUGCUGAAAAAAGGGCAUUAAAAAUGUUAAUUCAAGCUUCUGCAGUCUAUUUAAUACAAAUGCUUAUGUUGCAAUAACAAUAGGAUGAGAAUUUUACUGUAAAGUGACCAGAUUUCUGACAUAAAAUUCGGGACAAAUUUCAUUUUGGGGGAUGUAGUCGAUUCAGAGGGGAGGGGGGCUGUUGUUGUAGGACUGCCAGCUACAUGCUCACUCAGUGCUUCCCACCAGCUACCAUUACCGUUGUUGUAGUCACCACCAAACAUUUUAUUUCCUCAUUCAUGAAAUGUACAAAUUGGGGACAUUUCCAGGGACAGCUUUUGCAGAGGAGAGGUCAUCCAAAACAGGGACUGUACCUGGAAAUCGUGGGUGUCUGGUCACCUUAUUCUCUUUCUCUUUUACCACAUUCAAUCAAAACUAGAAGACUCUAUUAAUGUUAGAAUUCAACAUUUUAUCUAAAGGUUAGAAAAUAACUCUUUAAAUAUCUCACGUCAACAUUUCCUUGUUGAAUAACCUCAUGCUUUCUUUCAUUUUCAACACUUCUCCCUCUCUGCAGCUGCAGGAAAAUGGCCACCGUGCCAAAAUUUGCUGACCUUUACAAUCCCUGCUAUUUACUCAGUGUAGUUAGAGAGAUUUAUGGUUUUUUUUUUCAUCUUCUCUGUACCAUAAAGUGGAGCUGUAUGCCUGUAACAAAAUACAACAAGUAGGGAUUUAUACUGUAUGGCUGGAGAGGGAUCACUGAGUCUGCUUGUCAUUUUCGUAGACUUUUUUAAAUAGUUUACUCAAAGAAAACCAAAUUGAACAUAGUACUUGUCCAGGCAGGCCACAAAAUUCAAGCUCCCAACAACAGCCCAAAUCAGCACAGCCUCUUUACCCCCCAUGCAUUCAGUCAAAUGUAUGGCAAAUGUCAAUUGUUCGCUCCAAUUGAACUGCCUCAGUCUGCCUACUCCUGCUGCUUCCUCUGCCUCUAGUUUCUCACUUUAGUGUAGUUUGUCCAAGUGGAGUUGCCAUACCAGCAAGCAAAGGAUGCUGAGCCAGUCCUACCAUUAGAGAUACCAUACAAGAAAUACUUUGUUAUUGGUGAAUAUUUUAAUAUUUCUUUCUUCAUCUUAUUAAAUAACGCUGGUUCAUUCAUUUUAGGGAUGUUACAUAUUCGCAAAACCAAAUAGAGUCACUCCAAACCUUUAUUUACAUAUUUUGAAACUACUCCAGAAAGUAGGAAAGCAGCUAAAGUCUUGAUACAUUGAUGCUCUUCUUGUUUACAGAUGCAUUAAUUACUUUCUACAUUUCAACUUUCAGUCGUGAUUGCAAAAACUACAUCCUAGACGUACAAACUUUGCAACAUACAACCGAGCUCAGUGUGAAACAUAAUAAUGAAAACACAUCGUUUGUCCUGUUGUAUAGCCUGGGCCCCAAAGCUGAUCAAACCUGCUACCAACACCGGCUCUGUUCAGUUCCAGGGGUUUUUGUUGCCGCUCUCCCUGCCUUGACUUUUCACCUACAUGAAACAGAGGGAAGGUUUUGGUAUUCCAUGUAAGCAUGUGGAGGGGCAGGGAGCUCUCAAGACAGAGCCAAACUCCAAAUGCAACCAAAUAAUUAAUGACGCCCCAGCAGCUCAUGUGCUGCAUUCCAGUUAGCUUGGAAGAGGGAUGUCGGAGCUGGAAAUGACGUUACACCCGAGUUGACAGCGUUCCAGUUAACAAGUCAGAAAACCAAGAUGGACGCCUACUGUUAGCCGUUGUUAGCCAUUGUCAGUUGUUGUUAGCCGUUGUCAGCUGUUGUUAGCUAUACCAGUUGUAAACAACGCAUAACACCAUAUUUUACCCUUACAAACACCAUAGCACUGUGUUCACAGUUGGGCAGUACAACAUACACCACUUAUUUAAUUUCACAAGAACAAAACACAAAUGCUCAUAAAUAUUUCAUUACGAGAGCUUUCACUGUUACUCUUUACUGUUGAUGCAAUGUGCUGCCAUCUUGGAUUAUGACGUUGUCGUCAAGUCAGGGCUGGGGGGGAUUGACCGAGUCUGAAACCCCGACUUCCGAGUACAACAGGAAUGCAGCAAUAACUCCAUCUCAUAUUUUCCAACUGUAACAGCAGCUCAGAAUAAAAAGAUCAUAUGUAAGUCACAGAAAAGUUUUUGCAUGACUAUAGAUGCUAAUCUCAUGAACCUUGAUGACAUGUUUGCUGGCCUCUAUCUAGAGCACAACAUAAUUUGUUUGGUAUCCACAUAUGGGUUGUCAUGGUUACACCAGGAUGUGGAUGUGUGUCAUGAGCCAGGGAUCCAGAGCAGCAGCAGACCAAGACAAUGUGGCUUGUACUUUGACAGAUUUUUCUUUAUUAUGUUUCUGAGCAGAUAAUAAGAUAAACGACAAAGAACCAGAAGCAGCAGCUCAUUCAUCAUAAGCCCGCCUCUCUCAAGGUGCUUGAUGUCAUGUACUCUCAUGUCGCUCUGGUACACUAUGUAAAUCCAAGAUCAUUCAUCAUUGUAAAUGUUGACUCUGCUCCAAAUUUAAAGUCUGCUUUGCUUCACUCGGCCAUAUGUUUCUGCCAUAACUCGCUCACUGGAGGUGUGUCUGUGUGUGUGUGUGUGUGACAUGCCACCACUGAACUACAUACAGAUCAGCGCUGAAGUUAUGUGCUGAAGUUAUUUGUUGACUUUGUCAUGCACUUGGAUGACUGCUUGAUUUAUUCACCAUAUCCAUAUCUGCCAAUGUCAUACUUUGGGUGGGAAAAUCAAAUAAUGUCUUGUUUUACUGCUGUGAUACAUGUACUGUCAUUGACUGUCUGUGCCGGUGUCAGUGCAGAACUUGUAUUUAUGAAGCACCUCCCAUGACAUAGCCUGAUCACUGGUGCAGACUUGCUGUUGGAGGGUCUAAUAGCCUGCUCUGUGUCCAUGCUUGGAGGUCUUGUAAGAGGGUGUAGUGAUGCUCUACUACCCGGAUGUAAACAAGCACAGAUGACUGAUGUUUUCCUGUUUUGCUGCACAGUUUGAAAUGAUAACUCUCUGGUUCUCUUUGCUAUACCUAUACAGCUGGAAUACAACAGAUGAAUGUCACAGUUUAUUUAAGUGAAUCCACAGAGUUUGCAUUAAUGCAGAGCAAGCAGAUUGAAGUAGAGGAGGCGAAGGAGGAGGGUGACACUGCUUUGAUUCAUCUGUGGGUUUAUCAUGUGGACAGAUGACAGAAACAAAAGGUGAUGACUGUGAAGGGCAAAAUGACUUUGACCCAGAGUGCUGAGUGGGAGUCCAGAGGGACGCGGGGAGGUGACUUUGAUCAGAGAAAGAGGGGGAGGCAGCUGGGGAGGUGAAGGGAGGGAGCUUUGAUGGAAGGUCGUGGAGGCUUUUAGCAACUUGAGAAAUGUCCAGCUCAUGUCUUACCUUUAAUUGCUUCACAUUUUCUAGAGUCUGAUUGUAGAUCUUAUUAUUGAUUUCAUUAAUGAUGCACCAAAGAACUGUUUCUGUUUCUCUGUGUUUGUUUAAGCACCAUUUACUCCAACGGCUGCAGAGAAACUGAGAUAAGAGUCUGCAGAGAUACUUUCCCUUGUAGCUGCCUGAAGUAAUGAUCAAAGAAACUCAGCACACACACACACACACACACACACACACACACACACGCACACACACACACACACACACACACACACACACACACACACACACACACACACACACACACACACACACACACUUACAGUCAGCUUCUGUGUUUGUAACAUUUCAAGAGCAAAUAAUUCAUCUCCUCCACCCUGAGAAUCUCCAUUUCGGCGUGAUGCAGUGUGUUCCCGCUGCCUACAGGACUAGUUGGCUUAGGCGUAAUAACACAUCAUUCUUCCUGUCACCUCCAGCCACAUUUCCAUAGAGUCUCCCAGGUUGUGGCUGGUUAUACGGCUCCCCACAUUUCAUCACAGGUAAUAGGUUUGUUGUGCUCCACAUAGACUCAAAGAGUUUUAUAAGGCCGGGUAUUCGCUCAUUAAAGACUCUGGGAGGAAAUGUCCAGAGAUGCUCAGAGCUGUGUGGCCAGUCUCUGGUGGAGUUAUUAUGCAGACGAACAUUCAUGUUCAAAGACAUGAGGAGGUUUACAGGCUCCGACUAUGACACUCAUGAAAGAAGGACCAUCUCAGUUUGUUUUUUUGUUCACAUUUCAAGCAUUUACUGUAAAAGUGACUGAAAUAUUGCAGAAAAUUGCCAUUAAACUCACCUUCAAGUCUGACUGUAGCAAGGGCAAAAGCCAGAGUGAGGCUAGGCCUCUGGCACUCAUUCCCCUGCUAUAGGUUUGAAAUGUUUAAAUGGACAGCACAAACUGUGGUCAGGUGUGAUUUAUGGUGGUCAUAACUGACCUCAGGUGUUUUUUGAGUGGAAAAUAAGUGUAUAAGAGUUUUGUCUGAAAGUGUUUGGUCAGGAAAAUGAUUAAACACUCUCACCAGCUGGUUGAAAAAAAAAAGAUUUUUUUUUUUCUGUUAGCCUCUCAUAUUUCAUUUUUUUUUUCAGUUUCAGGCUCUAUCACAGACAUUUUAUUUCAUCUUUAGAUUGUUUUUAUUGGUUUUAGAUUUUUAUUUUUCUCAUUACAUUUAUUUCACUUUCAGCCAGUUUUAACAGCCCUCUUACUCAUGAGCAGGACCAGAUCAGCAGAUGAUCCCUUUGAAAAUCAACACAACAAGCUUUACUGUUAAGAAUAUCUUUAACUGUUGUGAAGAAAAGAAGAAGUGAGAGUGCUGUAAAACCAGGUUACACCAACGUCCCUCUGCCUCUGAAAGUCACGUUUCAAUCCUACAGGAGUUAAAGUAUCAAAGGAUUGGUGUUGGAGAGUCACUUUAAACCUGAUGAGGUCAGUCUCUCUGAAGUUUAGGACAUUGAUUCACUCAUCAAAGUUUCUCUGGUGAACAAUAAGUGAGCGACACAUGCUGUCAUGUUCAUGCCUGCCCUCUUGCCAGACAAGCACGCCCUCGUUCUUCAGGCCUCUACCUCAAACUUGAGUCUAAAUAAAUCCAUGUUAACGUAAUAGGAGUGUCUCAACCAUGGCCAGCCUGUCAUUUACACCUCAGGUGAUCACUUUAACCUCUGAGUCUAAAGCAGUCAUGACCUGAACGUCACACUCCUCAUUUAUUGCAGAUGGACCCCAUCCAUAAAGCUCUGAUUGGCCCAGGCUUUGAGCUGAUUUCCCCCCUGAAGAGGAAGUCCAGCUCCUGUGGAGUGUGUCGACUGAGGUUCAACUCUGAGGUGGGUGUUGUCUUGUGGGAAACACACACUUAUAAUUGUGUUUCUCUCUGGUUGCUUGUAUUUCUCACACACACCCUUUAUAUGACAGUUGAGCAGCGAGGAGACCUGCCCUGUUUUUUUGUUUUUACUGUGUGAAAGCUUCUUCCAACACCUGGCAUGACCUUUGCAGAGCAUUUAUUUUCAUUGUGAUUGUUACCGAAUGAUUGACACAGCUACUAAUUCGAGCUGAAGUGCAUUAUGAUGUCAGCACCUACAUAUAUGAGAUGAAAGAAAGUCUGCAAGGUGUAGCAGAGGAGUAUUUGCCAGGGGAAAACCGUGAAAUCUUUAAAAUUCAAGUCAUGUUUUAUGCCUGAAAGCUAAAAAUACUGACCGGCUCACCGAGCUAACAAACUCAAUCCAUUAGAUUCAUAUUGUCUUGUUUGCUUGUGUGCACACAGGCUCAGGCUACUUCCCAUUACAGUGGCACAAAACAUGCGAAGAGGCUGAAAUCUCUCGACGCCCCCGAAUCAAAGAUCAGGACCUCUGAACCGGCUGCCAAGGAAACUGCAUCGCAAAUCCUGCCGAUGUCCUGCUCCCAGCCCUGCAGCUCUGACACAUCCUCAGGAGGUGUGUGUGUGUGUGUGUGCCUUUGUUAGCAUGCAUUCCUUCCCUGUGUGUGUGCAUGUGUGUGCAUGUGUGUGUGGAGACGUGAAACAUGACAGCUUUAGAUACGGUGCAGGAAUAAAUGGCUCAGACCCUCUUUCCCCCUCAGUCACGACUUGAACUCUUUGAUGUGAUAAGCCUCCUGCUGUUCAGGGUUUCACAGUGCAGAGAUUAAAGGUUGAGCUCUUUUCCCUCUUCAUGUCUACAAUUUCUGACCUCCUCAGUGGCUCCAGAGAUCAGAACCACAUUGACAAGACUUUGAAUAUGAUCCACGGGUAUUUCUCUACCAUGUCGGCGUAAGUGUGUUUGUCAGUGCAACAUGUGUGCUGCUUUUGCACGUGUGGGCGUUUGGGAAUAAAAAUACUACAUUUCGCUUCGAGCCAAAAAGAGGAGGGUUGUGCUUGGCGGCUCUAAUAUGAGAGUUUGUUUGUAAGAGGAAAAGAAUAAGUGAUCAUCUCCAGUGUGAAGAGGAUGAGCUCUUCCAGGAUCACUUCAGCAACGGGCCUCAUUGGCUCCUGAAGAGAAGCAAAUCAAUGGUACCAAGCAGACACCCACUCAAGAAGACAGAGCUAAUCAUUGUUAUUAGCAAAGAGUGAACCCUUAAAUCAGCGUGUCCUCCUCUGAGGAAGCUCUAUGAGACAAGAUGUGUAACAUAUAAUAGAGUCAAAUCAUCUGUAUAGAAAAACUGUCCCUUUCAGUGCCAGAGAGGUGAUCCUUGAGGGAAUGAUUGACUGUUACAAAGAUUAGAGAGGCUCAUAAUCAGUCUGGUGGGUUUUUAUUCCACUUCUGAGCAUGAUGGGAAAUUGUAGUUUGUUGCUGUGUCAAAUUUAUGGCAUUAAAAAAGUGGAAAGAUUGCUCACCUAACCAUAUUCUGUGUGCCAUAUUUUACCUUUCAGAACCACCAGAACCAAACCAUUCAACAGAGGAGGUGACAUCUCCUGCUGCCACCAUGAACGCCCCCUCUGAACCCUCCCUGUCACCCAACCAGACGACUCCCGAGAGGAGAGAAGUGGCAGAAGUGACUCCUGAGGAGGAAACAGAAGAAGAAAAAGCCAAACGUCUGCUCUACUGCUCCCUUUGCAAAGUGGCUGUCAACUCUGCCUCCCAGCUGCAGGCCCAUAAUAGUGGUGAGAAACGGAAAGCACAGACUAAAUCUGUCUUGGUUUGCUGCGUUUGAUUCACUGUUGACCUUUAUCUGCUCAGGCACUAAGCACAAAACAAUGCUGGAGGCUAGGAGCGGAGAUGGAGCCAUCAAGUCCUUUCCGAGGACGGGGGUUAAGGCAAAGAUGGCCGCACCAUCCGAGUCGUCGACGGGACUCCAGAACAAAACUUUCCACUGUGAGAUCUGCAACGUGCACGUCAACUCUGAGACUCAGCUCAAACAGGUCAGUCCUCAAAGUUUUUCUGCUGUCAAACAAAAUCAUGACAGAAAGGACUGCAUAUGACGAACUGACAAACCAACAAGGCCAUGAACUUUAUUUCCCUCCUUUCUGUCAUUUUAAUAAUGAAAAUAAAUGUAACCUUUUAUCUCAUCUCUAUCCAUCAAACCAAUUUUUUCUGCCAUUUCCCACAAGAUUACUGUGCUGUGCAACAAGCAAAACUGACAAAGUUGCCAAACACACGGACGCGUAUUGCAUUUACAAAAAAAAAAAGAAAAAAAAUAGCGCUCUGUUCUUCAAAGUAAUUUUUUUCUGUUUUUAUGAGUAAAUUUUUUUAAAUGUUUUUUUGCACUAAUAUUUUAUUUUGUUUUGUUUUUUAGACUAAAUGUUCUUCCUUUUCUCUUGGAUCAUGAUCAUUUAAAAACAGAUGCUUUCAUCCCCCUCUGCUCGAUUUCUUGGAAGCAAACAUGGACCACUUGUUUAGUUUGAAUGAGUUUUACUUUCUUUUGGGUUUGAUACACUUGAAGAUCCUCCUUUCUUUAAGUCAGAUAGAUGGAAUUGUCAUAAGUUUAUUGACUCUGUGCAGGCACCUCAGGAUUUGCACACCCUAUGUUUAACUGAUAACAUUCUUUACUUUCAUUGACCUUGUAGUCAAAGUUAUCUAGGAGCUGGAGAAUCUGCAGAUUUGGAGCAGCCGCGGUGGUUAACAUUAUCUGAUUGUGUGAGAUUCUUACAGGAUUUUGAAGUAUCUUGGUUAGUCCGGGAAAAAAAAUAGUCUGAAAAACCAAAAGAUGAAAAAAAAAGCACAAAAAACUCUAUUAAGAUUUGUCUGAAAAACAGAAAAAAAGGGGAAAAAUAUGAAUACAACAAACAGAUGAAAAAAAAAUAGUCAGAAAAAAAACAGAAAGAAAAAAAAUACCCCAAAAACAGUUCCCUUUUUUUUUUUUUUUGGUAAGUGAAUGCAAUAUGCUUGCGUACAAACAAAACCCAAUUUAAAACUAACAAAGCAGCUUGAGACGUUUGGCACUAGAUCGCUUACAUCAUAAACUUUUUUGGAAAUGCUUCAAACUAAGGCAGUUUUGCCUUAGUUUUUUUAGAAAAUUAAAUAUUGAUAUUGUGCUGAAAGUUUGAGUUUUUGCUUCUUUCAAAGCCUGCAGAUGUGAUCAGCAGGCAGAGAACUGUGCAUGUGUCAAAUCAAUGCUGAAUGAUGUUGUAAAGUUGAACACAUCUGCAGCACUUGAUCACCAAGUUUCUGUUCUGGUCUUCUGGUUGGUUUCUCCACAAAGACGUUGAGCCGACCAGCUCUCCAUGUGGAUCACACUCUCACUUUUUACAAGUCCCUCAUACAACCCCACUUCAAAAAAACGCUGAACUCUUCCUUUCAAUCUUGUACAUGAGCAGCUGUAAGUGGUGUUUUGUUCCACUGUUGACCAUGUGGCUCGAUCAGGCUGCAUUCUGGGUAGGUGACAGGAGGAACUGGCUCGUCACAUUUCCUGCUGGUUCUUCCCUCUAAUGAAAGUGAAGGUCUGAAAAGGUCAGCUGUCACACAGAUUCACGUCUUGCACAUUUGGACCUGAACACAGACUCAGCCGUCAUCACUCAUGCGCCAAGAAAACCAUUUAAGGACUCUGCAUAUUUUAAUCCACAUUAUCACCCACCUGUCGCUGCAGGUGAGGUAAAUUCACAGAUGUCUGGAUGUAAGUCACAUAAAGCGGCUAAGCCCGGUCUGUUUCGGUGAGUGUAAUGUUAGCAUCUCUGCACGUGAUGUGAUUACAAAGUGUUGGUCUUCAUAACUGUUUCAAAACUUUACUUUGACCAGGUGCUCAUGAAUAUUCAGCUCUUCUCUGCUCACUGUGUUCAUCGCCGGCUGUAGCCAUCUGUUUGUGCAUGUCAAUCAAAUCAAAAAGGAUCUCCAAGAGCCCACCCCUCAAGAAUAUUUUCCUCCUGGUCAGAGCAAACAGAGAAUCAACAGCCUGCCUCUCUCGUCCAAACAGAAGCUUUGAUUUGGCUCCUUUUAAUUUCCUCUUCUCUUAUUAUUCAGAAGAAAAUACUGCUGUUGUUUUCUUCCUUCUUUGUCCUCCUUCCUUUGUUUUCCUGUGUCUUUAUCUCUGCGUCUCUCCUUCUCUGCAGCACAUCAGCAGCAGGAGACACAAAGACAGAGCAGCAGGUAAACCAGCCAAGCCGAAGUUCAGCCCGUACACUCCCAUCCAGCGUCACCAGAGUUUCCAGGCAGUGAGUGCUCUUCUUUUGAUUUACCCUCAUCCGUCUUCAUUGCUUUUGACUCUCCAGACCCUCCACUCCCUGCGUCAAAUGAGACGAACUGUCUGUGAUACUGAUGGAAGGAAUCUGAAGUCUUAAUUCAGUGACUUUAAAAAAGGCACAAAAGGGCAGGUAACGCUAAGACUUGGAUAAGAUUUGGCAGAAACAAGCACAAGUUGAACUUCUGUUUUUGCCAAGUAGCUACUACAGCCUGGUCUCCUUGUCCUUCUCUGGUUUCAUACUCAAACUUUUCAAUUUCCUUUGGGGAGAAUAGAAAAACUUUGAUUGCUGUUUGUUUGUUUCCUCCUCAGAUUCGACUCACGCUGCAGAAGAACCAAGACAUCACCAAACCUUUGGCCUCCUGUCUCCUACAGCGUCAACUUUCUGUUGCUGCUGCCGCUGCUGCUGCCGCCAUGUCAACGCUGCCCUCCUUUCCUCUACGCCCCACUACAAACUCAAACCCCGCCCUGUUUUCAAGUCAGCCCCUCCCACAAGCGCUGCUGCAUCCAGCACCCAGACCAAGCAUCUGCUCAGGACACACGCCAGUUCUGUUUUCUCCAUACUGACCAAAACAAAGCCUCAAUCAGCCCAGACCAUGGCUUCAAAACAAACUUAAAGACCCGCUCUGAUGAAAAUCAUGUUUUUCUUGUUGUCUUCAUGUUCUUAUGGUAUUUUUCUGAUACUCAAGGACAUAUCAUGAGAAAACUAAGAGCAAAAUUGCAUUUCUGAGUAAUUCUGCAUUCAAAUCGCUGUGAACCUUUGGCAGACCCAAACGACAAGCACAGACACGGUUGGAUUUUCUAUGUCACAAAUCCAAGCUCCACCCCGGCACCCUGUUCUGCAGGCCAGACCCCAAGAAGUAGAGAGGACGAUGGUGGAACAAGUGUGUUAGCGGAUUGCAAUGCUCAUUAGAAGCUAAUUAUGAUAUUAACUUUCAUUAUGCCCAUAAAGACAUUAGUGUCAGAGAGCUGAAUAGCUCCUAUGUUACCUGCCACUUCUGCUACUACACCGACAAUGUUAGGUGGCAAGCCAGUGUGAAGAGGAGUGUGCAGAGCAGCGCUGUCUCCUCCCACGACUCAGAGGUGAAUUGCUAAUGAGCAACUGGAGCUCUGCAGAAGAAAAGUCCUUAAAAAUGACACAGGUAACACGAUUUUUGGUAAAAACUUCAUAAUCACAAUUUCAAGACCACUGAGAACACUUGAAGUAAUAAAAAAAUAAAUAAUCAGAGUGGGACUUUAAGACUGCGCUGCAAAUAUCUGCAGACACUGUGAGGGGUCAUGGACCAGGUGGUGGUGGUGGUGGUGGUGGUGGUGUGGGGGGGGGGGGUUACUGGGCCAAAAUCCAGGUGGCAGCUUAGGAUAGAGGAAACAGAAAACAGCAAACACUCAGAUAAAAGUGUCAUCUGUCGUGUAUGUGUGUGUAAGAGUGUGUGUGUGUGUGUAAGAGUGUGUGAGUGCAAACAGGAAUGUGUCCGUCACAGAAGAGCAACUUUUCCUUACAUAUUCUGUGUGUUACAGCCUCAUUAUCCUUCAAUUUUGCUUUAUUUAUGCAGCACCUUGCAUAUAAACAUCCUGCCAUAAAGUGCUUCACAUAGAAACAACAUGGAAAAUAAACCGAUUUUAACCC